This is a messenger RNA of Phialemonium atrogriseum, 576 nucleotides long. RefSeq names its product PEBP-like protein. The transcript has 4 exons. Gene Ontology annotation, molecular function: phospholipid binding; peptidase inhibitor activity. The coding region runs from base 1 to 576 and encodes 191 amino acids. NCBI's taxonomy places the organism in Eukaryota, Fungi, Ascomycota, Sordariomycetes, Cephalothecales, Cephalothecaceae. Gene Ontology annotation, biological process: regulation of proteolysis; regulation of Ras protein signal transduction. The record is from RefSeq and is a predicted model, not a curated record.
AUGACACGACUUUCCAUCAUAGGCUCGCUGCUGCUCCUGGCGGGAGCUGCGACGGCUCAGACACCAGCCGGGUUCACUCCCGAGGUCGCCGAACACCUUGACGUUAUUUUCGGGACCAAGGCCGCAUCUCCCCCCGGCACGAGCUUUGCGAAAGCAGAUGUCCAGAAACAACCGACCAUUGGGACCAGUGAUGUAGCCCUGAAAGGCACUUAUCUGUGGAUGAUGAUCGAUAUCGACGUCCCAGCCUCCUUCACAGCCCCAACCUCGGGCCCCCGCAAGACGAACCUCCACGCCAUGAUCAGCGGCUUCAAAGCCGGCGCCGACCAGGCCUCCGACGGCGUCAACGUCCUGACCUCCACCGCGACCGGCCCCGUCAAGUACGUGGGGCCCGCGCCUCCGGCCGAGAACCCGCCUUACGCCCACCGAUACGUCGAGCUGCUGUUCGAGACGGACGACUCCUUCGCCGUCACCACGGCCGACGUGGGGCAGACCUUCGGGUUCGACGUCAAUGCGUUUAUCGCAAAGGUCAAGUUGGAUCCGCCGAUUCGGGCGAACUACUUUAAUGUUACGGGGUAG